UGUUGGCAAUGGCGGAAUUGGCGAUAGCGAUAGCAGGCGUUCUUUCGAGCUUGUGCGGGCAUCAGUAUUUCGACCCUAACGUGGCGAUAUGUUGCCAGUGGUCGGUGACCAUGCGGGUUGCGGGCUUGCGGACGAAAUGCUGCGGCACAACCGCGUUCGACCCGGACUCCCAUAAGUGCUGCACAAAUGACAACGUGGUGGAGAAGAUCGCGGGGAAGAGGACGGUGUGCUGUGGAAUGGAGCCAAUGGACCCGCGGACCCACAAAUGCUGUGGUCACACUGUUCAACCUCUUGUGGCUGGGGAAGACACUCAUUGCUGCGGGUACGAGAGCUACGACCCCAUGGAGAGACUCUGCUGCAAAGGAAUGUUGUUUCCACCACACGUUCACCCCAAUUGUUACGGCUGUGAUGGAAUGCACGAAAAGCCGUUCUUUGACAAUAAUAAGCAUGCCUGUUGUGAAGGAAAACUGGUCCCUGCUAUUGUUGGCAACCUGACCUGCUGCUGUAAGGCACAGGCAUUUGACCCGCAAGAUCGUAUAUGUUGUGAUGACAAACUGCAAGAUAGAGUUGGCGGUGACAUAUCGGCGUGCUGCGGGGACAAAAACUAUGACCCGAAAACAUCCAUAUGCUGCAAUGGCAACGUGCUGCCACGUGUCGCAGGAAACAUGACACGCUGCUGCAAUACGCGGAGUUUUGAUCCGGAUACACAUGUCUGCUGUGACAAUAAGAAACUUGCGAAGAAAACAAGGAAGUCUGACAGUUGUUGUUGCGGGGACGAGGCGUUCUCGCCUAAUAAGGAAGUGUGCUGUGACGAUGAGGUACAGCCGAAAUUUAAACGCGGUACACAGUGUUGUGAAAAGAAGAGCUUUAAAUCUCAAAAACUUAUUUGUUGCGAAGGUUCAAUUCAGUCGCUUGCUAGAGGACGUAAGAGCAUUACGAGAUGUUGCGGACAAAAGAGCUAUCACGCUAAGAAAGAGCUGUGUUGCAACAAUAAAGUAAUGAAAAAGAGUAAAAAAAAACAUACCGGUUGCUGUGGAGACGUUUCGUACGAUCCGAGAACGGAAAUGUGUUGCAAUGGAGAACCAGGGCCUAUGCUUAAAGAAGGAACAAGAUGCUGCAAUAAGAAUAGCUUCAAUGUUAAAACUGAGAUUUGCUGCGAUGGAAGGGUGUAUCCAAAUACCAUGGUUUGCUGUAAUGAAAAAAUAAUCAUAGAUACCAACAAGGAAAUAUGUUGUGAUGGAAACAAAAUUGAAACAAAGGCGCACAAAGACGAUAACUGUUGUUGUGGCAAUACUUCAAUGAAUACGCUUGAAGGCAUUUGCUGCGAAGGUGUUCCGCAGUCAUUAGAAGCUUCUGACAAAACGAGGUGUUGUGGGCAACUAAGUUAUAACCCCGACAAAGAAAUAUGCUGUGAAAAUCGCGUAGUACCGAAAAUCGACUCUAAGGAUAAUUGGUGUUGCGGGGAUACCAGCAUCAACACUAAUUUGCAUAUAUGUUGCAGAGAAAAUAAACAGCCAAUUUUAACAUUAGUCGAAAAUACGUUUUGUUGCAGAAAUAAAAGCUUCAAUGGAAGACUGCAGAUGUGUUGCACUGGUGACGUGGUCGACAAACGCACGCCAUCAGAUGACUACUGCUGUGGAAAAGCUACAAUCGAUACUCAAAACGAAAUUUGCUGUGAAGGAAAACCAAUUGGGGUUUCUGAUACUGAUUAUGGAUUUUGUUGUGGAGAUGAUGCGGGCGACACAAGAGAACAACUAUGUUGCAACAUGAAACUUGUGCCUAAACGAAGACCGGAUGAUGAUUGUUGUUGUGGUGGUACAACGAUGAAUGCCAACAACAUGAUAUGCUGUAAAGGAAAUUCUGAGCCAAAAGAGGGUGGAGAAUUCACAAAAUGCUGUGAUGACAAAGCCCAGCACAUGCAGGAAAAGACACACAAUGUUGCAUGGACGAGAGCUACGAUCCUAAUGCGUUCAUGUGUUGUGAUGGAAAAAUGA
Messenger RNA from Mya arenaria, 1994 nucleotides. RefSeq lists its product as uncharacterized. Bases 9 to 1994 code for a protein of 661 amino acids. Lineage: Eukaryota; Metazoa; Mollusca; Bivalvia; Myida; Myidae. The record is from RefSeq and is a predicted model, not a curated record. The transcript is spliced from 5 exons.